Messenger RNA from Symbiodinium necroappetens, 3197 nucleotides. The record is from the annotation of a GenBank genome assembly. Lineage: Eukaryota; Dinophyceae; Suessiales; Symbiodiniaceae.
GAGAUUUCGAUCAGCAAACCCUGCAGCCGCUGGCCGCAUCGCUGGCAAGGCUCGCCUCAGGCGCUGCCGUUGGGCGAUCUUUCGAUGUGCCGGUGCCACAUCUGGGGCCACGGCACACUGGCCGCGCUUUGAGAGCUAUGGGAGUGCAGGUCUCCACCUUCCAGACCCACAGCCUCCCGAAAUGGGUCGCUGCAGCCAGGUCUCUUGUGGCGGAGGUUUUCGGGGAGGAGGGUCCACUUCCCAUGCUGCCUAUUUCCAAGGAGAGGUCCAGAAUUCCCGUGGUUGAGAAGGAGGCAUAUGCACAGAGCAUCCAGCGUUUCGGUGUGGACAACUUCGGCAAGAUUGGAGGUCGCUGCCUGAUGAACCAACUUGGCAUCGGCCGGGCAGAGGAGGCGUGGCUCCAUGAGGUGAAGCACUUCCUGAGAGCAUGGUCCGAAGGUGUUGGCACAGUUUCCUCCGACUGGAAGGCACAGACGGCGCAUCGUCGCAUCUAUGCCUUUGCCGAAUUCUCCUUUGCGAGCACAUUCCUGCCGGGGAAGAGCCUCUUGGAAGGAACCCUAUUCCAGCUGAACGGCCUCCAUGCCGAUCCAGAGUUUACAUUCCGGCCGUGGCUUUGCGCCGUGCAGCUGCCCAUCAGCAAGUGGGUUGACAGGAGCCUCUGUGCGGAGUUCCAGCUUCUCGGCGAGGUGUGUGAACUACUCCACCGCUCGGGCAUAGAUUUGACUUGCCCGGAGUUGAGAUACUCGGUCCACGGGGAUCUGAACAUGUACCUCUCCGAGCCGUCCUGCGUGUCCUGCGUUGGGUCUGAAGGACACCCCGAAAGCCUGAUAGCGCGACGCUGGCCGCCUUGCGGCGUCUCGGAAAGGCGGCUUUGUGGAGGUCUCCUCGCCAUGGGCAUCGACAUGGAUGGCAUGACCUUCUCGGAGUUUACCGGCCAUCGGCUCCAGCAUGUUUGCGACACUACCAGUCGCAAGUUGGAAGCGAUAUUGCGGGAGCAGCUGCAGAAAGCCACGUUUGACCUCAAGGAGGCGCACCGCCUCCAUUGCAAAACCUUGCAGCAGACCUUGACGCACGCCGGUGGAGAACUCGAUUCCCUCAGAGUCGACCAUUUCCGAAUCGACGGAGACGAGGUACCACGGAGCCAACCGCGCCGGCGGAUCGAUGAUCCAGACUGGCGGGCAGAGGACUGGAAGGCGGAGUCAGAAGACGGUGGUCUCGACGAGGAACUGGACUUUUCCAAGUUGCGUAUCAAGUCACCUUCGCUGGACAGUCCGACGGGCAGUGGGAGCCUGCAGCAGUUCACAUCGCGGGUCACCUUCGAUGGGGUAGGUGUUGACGAUCUUUCGCCUCUCUCUCCGAGCUCUGGUGCGGGCAUGCCUCGACUAACUAGCGAGGUCACCCUUCACAAGGUCUGGACUCCCGAAGACGCCAUGAUGACACGCGCUGCCUCAAAGAGGCUGCACUUCGAGGACCGAAAGCCCGCCAACAGGAGCAGAAGCAGGGUGAGGUCGGGGCAGGAGAUCGUGGACGAAGGUUGUUCACACUACGUGGUCCUGAGGCCCAACGGUUUCUUCUGCAUAUUCUGGGAUAUCGUCUGCACCGUUGCCAUUGCGCACGACACCGUGAUGAUUCCACUCUUGUCCGCCUUCCCGAUCCAUCAAGCAGGUGUGCCGGAAAUUCUCGAGGCAGUUUCGGGCUGCGUCUGGAUGACGGACAUCCUGAUCUCCUUUCUAAGGGGCUUCAUCGACACGCAGAGAGGGCUGGUGGAGAUGCGCUUGCGAUACAUCGCUUAUCGCUAUGUCUCCACCUGGUUUCUACCAGAUGUAUCCAUGGCCCUGGUGGACGGUCUGUCUUUGUUCUUGGUGGAGAUGAGAGAUGUGGAAGCCCUGACAUUGCUCCGCCUGUUCCGAAACCUGAGAUUAGUCAGGCUUCUGAAGAUGACGGAUCGUUUCAGGCUGUUUAAGGAUGUGAUCAUCAGUUUGGGCUACGGCUCUGAGUGGACGUCCGUCUACAUGGAGACCGGGGUGGGUGUCUUGAAGCACCUGGCCUUCAUCGCCUUGCUCUGCCACUUUACCGGCUGCGCUUGGCAUGCGAUCGGAGGCCUGCCUGGCAUGACCACCUGGGUAAUUGCCCACAGGAGCUGGCGAGAACAGGAGAUCAGUGUCUUUGAGCACGACUGGCUUUACAUGUACAUGACCUCCGUGCACUGGAGCCUCACGCAGUUCACGCCUGCUGCCAUGGACGUGGUGGCGGUGAAUGCACUGGAGAGGAUCUUCUCCGUCGUGGUCACUUUGGCCGGGCUCAUAGUCUUCAGCUUCUUCCUGGGCAGUAUCAACCAGAACUUGGCGCGGCUGAGAAGCCUCCAUGCCCAGGAGAGGCUCCAGAACCGGCUCGUGCGCCGCUAUGUCAGCGAGCGCCACAUCUCAGUGGAGUUGGGCGCAGAGAUCCUAGCUUGGAUCAAGCAGCGAAGGCGUGGAAAGGCCAACAGCAAGACCGUCUUCGGCGACAUCAAAGCCCUCGAGAAUCUACCGACCAACCUCUUGACUGAGCUGCAGCAAGAGGUUGGCAUGCCGGUGCUGGAGUCUCACGCCAUGCUGAAGCACCUGGCUGGUCUUGGCUAUCAAGACGCGGUUCGCCUCUGUACAAAGGCAUUGAAAGAGGUCAGCACCGUCUUUGGCGAGGAGCUUUUCUACUCCGGCGCGAUCGGAGACAAGAUGUUCUUCGUGCGCAGCGGGCGCCUGAAUUACACGUGGGACCUCAAGCCGAAGGAGAUCGAGGACGUCCUUCCACAGGGCCGUGUCGGUGAGGCCACUCUCUGGCUGCAGUUGGAGUACUCUGGGCGCCUUGCAUGUGCGGACCACAGCGCCCAUCUCUUUUUCCUGGAUGCAACAGCCUUUCGCAAGGUUCUUGCCAAGAGUGAGAACAUGGAAGUGCUGACCGUCUACGCCCGUCUCUUCAGCAAGCUCUUCCUGGAGCAGAAGGACAUGGGCCUGGCCUCCGACCUCUUCGGUGACGACAGCCACGUUGCAAAGCUCAUGCGUCGGCUGCGCACCCUCCAGGUUGGAGCCAGCAUCCUCAUCACCGCGGACGCAAGCAUUAUCACCGCCAAGCCCAUCUUCCUAGCAUGGAAGGCGGUGGCGCAAGCGAAGCACCAACGAUCGAAGGGUCUCUGUUGGCCGUUCCUCAAUCGAGGCUGA